Stegodyphus dumicola is the source of this 1453-nucleotide messenger RNA. RefSeq names its product 26S proteasome regulatory subunit Rpt2 (gene Rpt2). The record is from RefSeq and is a predicted model, not a curated record. NCBI's taxonomy places the organism in Eukaryota, Metazoa, Arthropoda, Arachnida, Araneae, Eresidae. Gene Ontology annotation, molecular function: ATP hydrolysis activity; ATP binding.
AUUUUAACUGUAUCUGUACCGUACACAAAUUUGUCAAGUAAUGUCCGAAUUGUGAUGGGUCAAAAUCAGUCAUCUGGUGGGCCUGGUGGUAGUGGAUCUGGAGGAGAUAAAAAAGAUGAUAAAAAAAAGAAGAAGUAUGAACCCCCAGUCCCUACUAGAGUUGGCAAAAAGAAGAAGCGACAGAAGGGACCUGAGGCAGCAAGCAAACUACCUUUAGUUACUCCACACACUAGGUGUCGCUUGAAGCUUUUGAAAUUAGAGCGUAUAAAAGAUUAUUUACUUAUGGAAGAAGAAUUUCUGCGAAAUCAAGAAAGGUUGAAACCUCAAGAAGAGAAGCAUGAGGAAGAAAGAUCUAAAGUUGAUGAUCUACGUGGGACACCUAUGUCUGUAGGAACAUUAGAAGAAAUUAUUGAUGAUAAUCAUGCUAUUGUAUCUACAUCAGUGGGAAGUGAGCAUUAUGUCAGCAUUUUGUCAUUUGUCGAUAAAGAUCAGUUAGAACCAGGCUGCUCUGUGCUGCUUAACCAUAAAGUACAUGCAGUUGUUGGAGUUUUGUCUGAUGAUACUGAUCCCAUGGUAACUGUUAUGAAGCUUGAAAAAGCUCCACAAGAAACUUAUGCAGAUAUUGGAGGUUUAGAUCAACAAAUACAAGAAAUCAAAGAAUCUGUUGAAUUGCCUCUUACUCACCCAGAAUAUUAUGAAGAAAUGGGAAUAAAACCUCCAAAGGGUGUAAUUUUAUAUGGUCCACCAGGAACUGGAAAAACCCUUUUAGCUAAAGCAGUUGCUAAUCAAACAUCAGCUACAUUUUUGAGAGUUGUUGGUUCUGAAUUAAUUCAGAAAUAUCUUGGUGAUGGUCCAAAAUUAGUUCGUGAACUCUUUCGUGUUGCUGAAGAACAUGCACCCUCCAUAGUGUUCAUUGAUGAAAUUGAUGCAGUUGGAACAAAAAGGUAUGAUUCAAAUUCAGGUGGUGAGCGAGAAAUACAAAGAACUAUGCUUGAGUUGCUUAACCAGUUAGAUGGUUUUGAUUCAAGAGGAGAUGUCAAAGUUGUCAUGGCAACAAACCGAAUUGAAACUCUGGAUCCUGCUUUAAUUAGACCUGGCAGAAUUGAUAGGAAGAUAGAAUUCCCCUUGCCUGAUGAAAAAACAAAGAGGAGGAUAUUUUUGAUUCACACUGCUCGAAUGACUUUAGCUGAAGAUGUCAAUAUUGAUGAUCUAGUAAUGGCAAAGGAUGACCUAUCAGGUGCAGAUAUUAAAGCCAUUUGUACAGAAGCUGGUUUAAUGGCCUUGAGGGAAAGAAGAAUGAAAGUUACAAAUGAAGAUUUUAGAAAGUCUAAGGAAAAUGUACUCUAUCGUAAAAAAGAGGGAACACCUGAAGGUUUAUAUUUAUAAAAAAAUGCAUUGUGAAUAUCAUUUCUUUUGAAGUUCUCAUUAUGAAAAUAAAUUUUUUUAAGGAUCU